AUGCACCUUCACCUUAAAAACAUACAAACCAAAAAUCAAAAAAAACAAAAGGAAGAAGAGAUAAAGGAGACUGGAAGCCAGCCACAUGGUCCAAUAGACCUGACGGCAAGUGACGACCUGCUACCACCGGAGGUCAACAUAGGGGCAUCAACGAGCAGGAUCGGGGAAGCGGAGACUGUGGGAGCGCCACAUAAGGAUGUCAUCUCGGAUUCAAGCACCGUAUUUACAGCAAGUGAUGCCGCCAGUAACCAAAGAACGGCAAAAAGGAAGAAGGACUCCCCACUGACGGAGGGAGAUGAACGGAAAAAGAAGUCCUCAAAAAGGAGAAGAACAAGAACGAAGAGGAAAAUAUCGACGUCGGAUGACUCGGAGGACCCAAAAGAUACGUACGCUUCUUCCGAGGAGUUGGAAAAUGUGGAGAAGACUACUGGCAAAACAGCAAAAUCCAGUCAGGCCCAAACGAAGGUAAUAGUCAUAAAGGACGAGGAAUGGGAUAGCAUGGACGUUACGAGACUAGGCAGCGUCGGCUGCGAGAAUAUAAACCGAGCGGAAAGGUUAAAAAAUGUAUCCAAAAAUAUACAGGGACCAAUAAGAGGUCAAAUGAGAGACUCUCUAGCCAACGCGGGAAAAGCCAUACAGGCGCUGGUUAAGAGAGCGAGGACACAGGGAGAUACCAAAUACCUCGAGAUGAGGAACGUCGAGCUCGCGGCCCAAGUGGCUAGCCUUAAAAGAAAUGAGGAAAUAAGAAAGCAAGAGGUGGCUGCGCUGGAAAGGGAGGUUCGUGAGCUAAAAAUGGAGCUCAAAGGGCUCAAAAAUCAAAUGAGCAGGCAGAUUAUGCAAGCCUCAGAGACGGGAACAGACGCGGCAACAGAGGCGACAACCUGGAGACAACACCUCAGGAGGAAACAAGUGAGAAUUGCAUCGGUUGACAGCAUGAGCUCGCGGGCUGGCGGCAAUGAUGACUACGAACGGGAAGAGGCCACCAGUGUGACAACGGACCCGGAGGAAGAAAUGGACGAAAGAAGAAGCCAAUUGAACGACAUUAAUAAAGAAAUCAAGAAGCUGGUAGGACAAAGGAACCAACUUAAAACAGUGUCGGGUAAAAGCAAGGAUCCUAAAGGGAAAAACAGAAGGGCCAACAACACAGCCGGGAGGGACAAACCAAGAAUUAUCUCGGACGUACAAGUAGCGCCACCUAGAAGUGAACAAAGACACGAGGAUGGUGACUGGAAGCCGGUGGAACGUAGUCACAGGAGGAAAACACCAGGAACGGAUAAGACUAGAGGACGAGAUACGAAGGAAGACACGAAUAACGACAGGAAAGGAAGACGUAGACCACCGAGAACGGCUGCGGUUUCCAUCACAGGGAAGGGCGAGGGUUUCUCGUAUGCGGAAGCUCUGAAGAAAGCCAGAAGUGGCAUAGCCCUGGCCACUAUGGGGAUAGAGAGAUCUCGAAUUAGGAAAUCGGCAAAUGGAGGGGUCCUGAUCGAGAUACCGGGGCCGGAAGGCUCCUCCAAAGCCGACGCAUUGGCCGAUAAAUUAAAGGAAGUCCUGGAGGAUGUAAUUAUUGGUAGGCCUACAAUAAAAGGCGAAAUGCUACUGAUAGGACUGGACGACUCCGUAACGCCGGAGGAAGUCAUGGAUGUGAUAGCAGAAAUGGGAUCAUGUCGAAAAGAUGAAGUUAAAGUCGGGCAAAUCAGACCCAUGAGAAACGGACUUGGGACAAUAUGGGUCCAAUGCCCACUGGCGGUGGCGGCACCUCUCUCAUCAAGCGGCAAAAUAAGAAUAGGAUGGUCCUCGGUAAGGGUAGUGCUAUUAGAGAAACGCCCAAUACAAUGCUAUCGUUGCUGGCACUUUGGCCACAUGAGGGCAAAAUGUGAUGGAAAAAUAGAUAGAACUGGGGCCUGCUUCAAGUGCGGACAGAAUGGACACCCGGCAAGACAGUGUGGAAAUGAGGCAAAUUGCCCGGUUUGCAAAGAUGACGGGUGCGAGUCUAAUAAUAGUUGGAACGCUCUAGAUUUACUGAAACAGCAUGCACGAGAAGAGAGCGUUGAUGUAUCGAUCGUUUCCGAACCACCGGCAAACGUGAAUAAGGGAGACUGCGUCACUAGCGCCAAUGGAAUGGCAGCUAUACACUGCUACAGUGGGAUAAGUUUUAACCUAAUAACUAGAGACAAUAAUUUUAUUUUAGUUAAAACCGGAAAUCUUUUAAUCGCGUCGGUGUAUAUAUCUCCGAAUAUAGACUUUAAUUAUUUUAACGACGUACUGUAUAAAAUUCAAAAUGCAAUCGGCAACUACCGAACACCACUAAUCAUAGGAGGCGACUUCAACGCACACUCGGUGCUGUGGGGAGCGACAAGGACGAAUAGAAGAGGACGAGCGUUGGCGGAUUGGGCCGCAGAGCUAAAUCUGUGUCUUAGUAAUAAAGGAAAAGAGCCUACGUGCGUCAGACACACAGGCUCCUCGAUAGUGGAUCUAACUUGGUCUACGCCGGAUAUCGCAGGCAAAAUUUUGAAUUGGAAGGUCCUUAAGGAGGUCGAAACACUCUCGGACCAUAUGUACAUUACGUACGAGGUAGCGUCGCGGGAUAACAACCCACCGCGGGAGACAAAAUCGAGGGUACGGUGGAAUUGUGACAAACUUGACCAGGAAUUCUUCGAAAAGUCACUAGAAUGGAGCUGCUCAAUAGGACCGACCGGAGAGGACCUAGAAUCAGACGAUGGCCCGGCAUUAUGGCUACGCAGAGUCAUGACCGAGGCGUGCGAAGCGGCUGCCCCUAGAAUACCCAAAAGGAUAAAAAAACGGUACGUACACUGGUGGAGCAGUGAGAUCGAGGAGCUAAGAACGGAAUGCAUAAGGGCAAGAAGAAACUGGACGAGAGCCAAAAGAAGAAGAGACGAACCGAACGAGAGGGAGCUUGCCGUGACUUACCGGAAUACCAGAAACAGGCUUAGACAAGAGAUAAAUAAAGCUAAAAAUCAGGCCUGGGCGAACUUGGUGAACGAGGUGGAAAAGGACCCAUGGGGACUACCGUAUAAGUUAGUAUUGAAUAAGCUUAGAAGGGCGGACACAAGCCUAGCUGAGAAAAUGGACCAUGGAGAGAUGGACGCCUUGAUGGACACGUUGUUCCCCAGGGCGAGAGCGCCCCGGAAAUUAGAUUGGCACGCCCUUGGGUAUAGGUGGGAGGAAGACAUGGCAGUCACCCCACUCGAGGUACUCAAUGCAAUUAAGAGCAGAAAGAGGACAAAUACUGCGCCUGGCCCGGAUGGAAUUUCCAUAAAAUUCUGGAAAAAAGCACCAGCGUGCCUUAUCGCCAAGAUGGCGGAGUGCUUCACGGCUUGCCUCAAGAACGGCGCAUUUCCUAAACCAUGGAAAAGAGCCAAUUUAGUGCUUAUCCCGAAAGGAGAACCAGAGGUAGGCAGGCAAAUUAAAGCAAGACCAAUAUGCCUAUUGGAUGACGCGUCAAAGCUCUUUGAGAAAAUCAUUGCGGAUAGAAUACAAGAGUUCAUUCGGGAUAAAGGUUAUGCGAACUACUCGGAGAAUCAAUUCGGAUUUCGCAAAGCCAGGUCUACAACGGACGCUAUCCUGGCGGUAAAGGAGACCAUCCAGGCAGCCAACAGACGGGGUAAAAAGGUGAUGGCAGUAUCGUUGGAUAUCAAAAAUGCUUUUAAUUCCGUACUAUGGAAAGCUAUAAAAGACAUGUUAAAGAGAAAGAAAAUACCGAAAUAUAUACGUAGGAUUAUCCGCGCAUACCUUUCGGACAGAAGCAUCACCUACACAGACAACCAGGGUAGCACGGCCCAAAGAGCUGUCGAAGCUGGAGUACCGCAAGGUUCAAUACUGGGGCCAAUAUUGUGGAACCUGACAUACGACCUGAUCCUUAAGCAAAGACUUCCACCAGAAUAUAAAACCUUUGGAUUCGCGGACGACACAAUGGUAGUGGCGGAGGGAGAUGAUCCACAUGAGCUGUGUUUUGGAGCCGAGGACGCGGUGAGACUUAUUAAGGAACGCCUUGACACAAUGGGCCUCUCACUAGCGGCGGAGAAGACGGAAAUAAUUACAUUCCCAAAAACGCGUACAAACAACGUAAAUAUCGGGGGUAGUAUGGUUAGAGUGGGCGAUGGCUUGAAGUAUCUAGGAGUAAUGAUCGAUACUACAUGGUACUUUAAAACUCAUCUCAAUUACGCAGCCGACAAGGCUCUUAGAGUUAGUAGAGCGUUACAUAGAAUAAUGCCUAAUUUGAGGGGCCCCAGCGAACCCAAGAGGAAGCUGUAUUAUAACGUCAUUCUGUCUAUUUUGCUGUACGCAUCGCCGGUCUGGGGGGACUCAUACCUGAAAAAUAAAAACCUCCAACCUAUCCUUAGGAGAGCUCAGAGGUCAAUAGCGCUGCGGGUGGUGGCCGCGUACAGAACGGUGUCCCUGGACGCGGCGACUCUGUUGGCGCGAGUUCCACCGAUGGACAUCCUGAUUAGGGAAAGGGACAGAUAUUAUAAAGCUAUCAGAGAUAUGCGCGCGGCGGGAACAUGGUCGGUAGCGGCCGUAAACGACUUUAGGGUCGCAAACGCCAUCCAGACAAGGACGGAAUGGGAGGCUCACUUAGAGCAGUUCAACGUGGCGGGAGCCAGGACAAGGACGGCCAUUCUUCCCUCCCUGGAUCGUUGGAUGAGCAGAACCCACGGAUGA
This is a messenger RNA of Vollenhovia emeryi, 4683 nucleotides long. RefSeq lists its product as uncharacterized. The record is from RefSeq and is a predicted model, not a curated record. Lineage: Eukaryota; Metazoa; Arthropoda; Insecta; Hymenoptera; Formicidae. The transcript has 2 exons. The coding region runs from base 1 to 4683 and encodes 1560 amino acids. Gene Ontology annotation, molecular function: zinc ion binding; catalytic activity; nucleic acid binding.